AUGAUGGAGAGCAAAGAGAAAUAUGACGCGACGUCUGAUACGGUCCCUGAGCCGGAUGUCGGCGGUGGACAGAACGUUUCUGUUUCGGACGAAGAUGGCGGCAUAAAACGGGACUUGAGCUCGCGGCAUAUCAACAUGAUUGCGAUUGCCGGAAUGAUCGGAACUGGUCUGUUCCUCAGCUCAGGCUCGGUAAUCGCGACAGCAGGUCCAGCUGGUGCCCUGUUGGCGUAUAUCGUGAUGGGCCUGGUAACUGCGGGAGUGUCUUACACCACGGGCGAAAUCACCUCCUUCAUGCCGCGAACUGGUGGUUUCAUAAGACAUGCGACCAAGUUUGUUGAGCCGGCUCUUGGAGCUGCAACUGGGUGGAACUUUUGGUACACGAUGGCGAUAUCCGUGCCUGCAGAGAUCAGUGCAGCUGCGACACUCAUUCAGUUCUGGAACACAUCGGUGAACCCAGCUGUGUGGAUCACAAUCUUCUUGAUCUUUAUCACCGUUGUCAACUUCUGUGGAGUCAGAAUCUAUGGUGAGACUGAAGUUGUGUUUGCCUCGCUGAAGAUCAUGACCAUCAUCGGCCUCAUCAUCGGUGGACUAGUCAUCAACCUCGGCGGCGGACCGAACCACGAACGCCUGGGCUUUCGCUACUGGCAAGACCCCGGCGCGUUCAACAGCUACAUUGUUCCUGGCUCGGCCGGGGGUUUCUUGGCUUUCUGGAAAGUGCUGCUGUCCGCAGCCUUCAGCUACGGCAACAUCCAGGUCGUUGCCAUCUCUGGCUCCGAGACGCGCCAGCCUAGAAAGAUCAUCCCCGCCGCAACGAGAAAGACGUUCUUUCGAGUCUUUGUCUUCUACGUUCUGAGCAUCCUCAUUGUGGGAAUGAUUGUACCCUCCAAUGACCCUGCUCUGAGCAUUUCGACCGGCACCGCUCAGCAGUCUCCAUUCGUCAUCGCCUUUACCCGCUCAGGAGUCUCGGUGUUGCCGUCAAUCAUCAACGCAGUUGUAUGCACCUCUGCGAUCAGCAGCGGAUCAGCCUGUGUCUUUAUCGCGUCUAGGACUUUGUACGGACUCAGUUGCGAUGGGCAUGCCCCGAGGAUUCUUCAGCGCUGCAACCGUUUCGGCACGCCCUAUGUUGCCGUUGCUUUGACGUGCGUUCUGUUCCCGCUGGUCUACCUCAACGUCGGAAACAACACGUCUGUUGUCUUUGGCUGGUUUGUGAACAUCACGACCGUUGCGGGCUUGAUCGGUUGGAUCGUCAUUGAAGUUACAUAUCUUCGCUUUUAUGCUGGUCUCAAGGCGCAAGGCUAUUCACGUAAAGAUCUACCCUACCGAAGCCCCGGUCAACCAUACGUAUCAUGGGUCACGUUGAUUGCGGUGGUUCUCGUCGUGUUCUUCUCAGGCUUCGACGUAUUUGUCACGGGCAACUUCACUGCCUCUGGCUUCCUGACUUGUUAUCUUAACGUUUUCAUUUUCGCCGCUCUGUACGCGUUCUUCAAGUUCUACCUCAAGUCAAGAGUGAUCUCACCAGCAGAGAUGGACUUUGAGGAGGAGUUUGCGUCCAUCAGGUUGGAAAAAGCAGCGGCAGAAAUGUUCGAGACGAGGCAGACUGGAUUGAAGGCUUCGUUGCGCAAAGUCAUCCACUCGGUUUAA
Molecule: messenger RNA, 1641 nt
Organism: Colletotrichum karsti
Lineage: Eukaryota; Fungi; Ascomycota; Sordariomycetes; Glomerellales; Glomerellaceae
Product: amino acid permease
Exons: 8
Coding region: 1-1641 (546 amino acids)
Biological process (GO): amino acid transmembrane transport
Cellular component (GO): membrane
Molecular function (GO): amino acid transmembrane transporter activity
Source: RefSeq, a predicted model, not a curated record